Rhodotorula toruloides NP11 is the source of this 405-nucleotide messenger RNA. RefSeq lists its product as uncharacterized. The coding region runs from base 1 to 405 and encodes 134 amino acids. The record is from RefSeq and is a predicted model, not a curated record. NCBI's taxonomy places the organism in Eukaryota, Fungi, Basidiomycota, Microbotryomycetes, Sporidiobolales, Sporidiobolaceae. The transcript is spliced from 5 exons.
AUGAUGGACCUCUCCCAGCAUCCCUCAGUCAAGUACGACGAGCCACUCUUCCCCAAGAACGGCGACCCUAUCCGCGCAGUCUUGCUCGGCCAACACCCCUCAAGAGUAACGGCGCUGGCGGAGAUGAUCAACGAGGAAGGACUCGUACGCGUCGUGGCAGGAGUGUCCGACAUCCUGGACUGUGGAGUAGUCUUGAACGCACAAAUACCCAAAGUCGACCUCCUGGUCUGCGGUGGCUACUUUGAACUGGUCGACGUGCGGGAUAUGUUGGCAGAAGUCGCGAACCCGGACGUGCGGUUGCUCAAGGUCCCGGACGGGUUGAUGAUGGAGGGAGGAGGACCGCCGGCUGUCAAAGCGUGGGUGUACGAGCAGAUCCACUCCAACACCUUCACUCCCCUCCGAUGA